AUGCCCAAGAGGAAGGUCAGCUCUGCAGAGGGGUCAGGGAAUGAGGAGCCCAAGAGGAGAUCUGCAAGGCUGUCAGCUAAACCCGCUCCUGCAAAAGUGGAUAUGAAGCCCAAAAAGCCAGCAGGAAAGGAUAAAUCUUCAGACAAAAAAAAAGGCAAAAGGGAAGCAAAGGGAAAACAGGCCAAAGUGGCUAACCAAGAGACUAAAGAUGAUUUACCUGCAGGAGACGGAGAAACUAAAAACGAGGAGAGCCCAGCCUCUGAUGAAGCAGGAGAGAAAGAAGCCAAGACUGAUUAA
Lagenorhynchus albirostris (white-beaked dolphin) is the source of this 297-nucleotide messenger RNA. Its product is annotated as non-histone chromosomal protein HMG-14-like. The transcript is spliced from 2 exons. Gene Ontology annotation, cellular component: nucleus; chromatin. Gene Ontology annotation, molecular function: nucleosomal DNA binding. The coding region runs from base 1 to 297 and encodes 98 amino acids. The record is from RefSeq and is a predicted model, not a curated record. Gene Ontology annotation, biological process: chromatin organization. NCBI's taxonomy places the organism in Eukaryota, Metazoa, Chordata, Mammalia, Artiodactyla, Delphinidae.